UUGAACAACUAUGCUGCUGAAUUGUCUUGUUUCUUGUGAAAAUUGAUAACCUGACGGACAAAGAAUCGUUGACGAUCGACAAAGAAGUAAUGAAUUUCUAGCCAUAAUCGAAAUGUUUUCACGUGACGAUAGCAAUCGCGAAGAAACUGGAACGAUAACGGGAUAUCGGUAGCAUUGGAAAUUCUGAUUCGACUGUUACUAGUUAGCCUUCUUCCUUGCUUAAAAAACAUUAACGUUUAAAUUAUAUUCAAGGUGGAACGAAUUUCGACUAAAUAAUCGAGUAUAGUAGAUAAUCCGUGAAUAUUUUAUGAAAAUGUAACACGGUGUGUUUUCUGCUAAACGAUAAGAUAAAGAGCAAAGGGGGAAACGAUACUGAUAACAAAUACGAAAUAUUAUGAGUUACCAAUUGCUCCGUUCGUUACGCAGUGAAAUUCUUAAAUUCGACGAAAAGUAGGUCACAAAACUCGCGGUAAAAUCAAACGGAAUUAACGCGAACCGAGCAUUGCAAAGCAAUUUCCUUGGCCAACUCGACAGAAAGAGAAAUUCGCAAGUGAUAUUUAUGAUUUUUGCUAACAUUAACACCGUCCGAAUAAACUCGUUUCUCCUGCAUAAUAAAAUGUAUCGCAGAUAUACGGUAGAUAAACAAAUUACGUAACGCUUUCUAUAUUUUAUUGGUACUCGAGUUUUCGAAAGGUUUUUCUUUUUUCCCCUCGGAAUACGAGCUAGAAAUGAAUUAUUUCUCCUUACGUAAACGAGAAAAAGAAAGCGCGCGCGUUUAAAAGUACCGCGUGGAAAUGAUACAUCACGCGAUCGUCAGCUGAUCGUGAUCGAUGUUGUUCGUUUUCGAUCGAACUUUACACCAAGUUUGAACCGUGUCAAAAGUCAACGGAAGUUAAAAAGUAGAGGUUGUAAAAAAAUUGUUUUCAAUAUUCUUUAGUGACGAACAUGUGCGGGUAUUUGUCGAGAGUUCGUUUGCAUCGAACACGUGUUGCAUCGCAGCUGUAACACACAGUUACGUACACAGAAACGUAAAGGAACAUUAAGGAAUGCGUAAUAACGUGGACGAAUGCACGGGAGGCUGUUGAGAGAAUUCAAAGAGGGAGAAUGAUUAAGGGAGAAUGGAAAUGGUGAGAGAAAAGCCACGACGACGAAGCGUGAGCGAAAUGCUCGACUGGCGAUGCAUCGUCAGGAAUAAAGGAAACGCUGCUAUUGACGAUACCUGCACGGAUGUGCCUUUCCUCGAGGAUUACGACACCGAUCCGGAAAUGCGUCGCCGGAAACGUUCCGGCACUUGGCCGCGAACAAGAAGUUUGAACGCACCUAGUCCAAUACAACAAUUCGGGCCAUGCGGGCGCAUCAUGAAAAAUUCCGCGAUGGUCAUGACCAUACAGGACCCAGCCUCUCAGAGGUUGACGUGGUACAAGCCGCCGCUCACUGUUCUCGUCAUCAAGAAGGUCCGUGAUUCGUCGGUUUUACCACCGUUUGUUCAAUUAGUCACAUGGCUAAUAGAAGAAAAACGGAUGGUAGUGUUUGUCGAAGCAUCGGUCCUAGAGGAUCCAGCUCUAGCUAGGGACCCCAGAUUCCAAGGGGUUCGAGACAGGUUGCAGACUUUCAGGGAUGGAAUGGACGAUCUUCAGGAUCGCAUUGACUUCAUCGUCUGUCUGGGAGGCGAUGGAACUCUUCUCUACGCGAGUUUAUUGUUUCAACAAUCGGUACCGCCUGUUAUGGCCUUUCAUCUUGGUUCCUUAGGGUUCCUAACGCCCUUCGAGUUCGACAAUUUCCAGGAGCAAGUGACGAACGUGUUAGAAGGUCACGCGGCCUUGACCCUGAGAAGUCGACUAAGAUGUAUCAUCAUGAGGAAAGGGGAGGAGAACAAAGAGGCGAAACCGCCAACAAAUCUACUGGUGCUGAACGAGGUCGUGGUCGAUCGAGGCCCGUCUCCGUACCUCUCGAAUAUCGACCUCUUCAUCGACGGGAAACACGUGACCAGCGUACAGGGUGAUGGCCUGAUCGUGAGCACGCCGACAGGGUCCACCGCAUACGCGGUCGCGGCUGGAGCUAGCAUGAUUCAUCCUUCGGUACCUGCCAUCAUGAUCACGCCGAUCUGCCCUCACUCUUUGUCCUUCAGGCCAAUUGUCGUGCCCGCCGGCGUCGAACUGAAGAUAAUGGCAAACAGCAACGCCCGCAGCACAGCUUACGUCUCCUUCGACGGUCGCAAUCAGCAAGAGCUACGGGUCGGGGAUAGCUUAAGGGUGACUACCUCGAUAUACCCGGUACCCAGUAUUUGCGCGGCAGACCAAAUCACAGAUUGGUUCGACUCUCUAGCCGAGUGUUUGCAUUGGAACGUUCGCAAGAAGCAGAAACACCUGGACGAAUUGAGCGAUCUGACCCAUUCGUCCAGCAACGACACACUGGACUCUUUGGAUCGUGAUAGCUAGGCCAGGUGAACGAGUCACUAUGUGGAAACGAGCAACUUCGGGCCAAUUUCGAUUAAUUCGAUUCAGGUCUGAUCGCAAUAAUCAGUGACUCGUUAUCUUUAUCCACGAAUGCCGCCACUUUGGACGCGAUACAAACAAAAGUUCAACUUGUGUUCCGUUGUGCAAACAAAAGAGAACGAACUGACUAAAGCACAAUAGUUGAAAGGACUAAAAAAUUAUGAGUGUACUAAAAUUCCGGAUGAAACGAUGAAUACGUUAGAAUAUGUGUUCAGAAAUAAUUCAAUUGUUAAUGGACUAAUUUUCCACGCGAAGAUAUCCGUAGAAUUGUGAAGAAAGAUUCAAUGCAUCGUAGAACACAACGGAUUAAACGAAACUAUAGUGUUUUGUGUCUAACGCAUAAUGGUGCAGUCUUUGUACGUGUUUCGAUAAUGUCUUUCUUUUCAUAUGCAUACAAUAUUGUUCUUUCAUCAUUCGACAAAACAUUUCUUUGUUGUUCGAUUGAAAUGAACAAGUCGUUUACGUAAGAGGAUACAACGAUUAAGAAUUAGGUACAAAUAUAAAUGGGAUGUUAAUGAUUAAAACAUUAAAUUCUUGUCAGGAUAUGAUAAGAGCUGCUAUACAGCGAUUAAAUUAAUAAAACAAAAACAUUAAAUUACGAUUUUAAAUUACUACUUAGAAGCGAUUGAUCGAUGAACAGCAAAAAAAAAUUGUGUCAAGAGACGAAAUUGUUAGAAGAAAAAAAAAAAAAGAGGAAACGUUUCGCCGCCAAGCGUGUCUUGUUUAUUUAUCACAUACAUAUGUGUGAUUCUUGAUGCAUUUCGAACCACCGAGUUUAAAGUUGUAUCUACUACACAGAUACAAAUUCUGUUCACUUUUUUCAGAGCAGUUUGUUAAUUGUUAUGAACAAAGUACACGAGCGUGAAUCAACUAUAGAAAAAUACUGUUGUCAAUAAUUUUGUUACUUUCUGACAACAAAAAUGAUCCAAUUCAUUCGUUCGUUCAUUCAUUCAUUCAUUCAUUCAUUCUGUUGUAAAUGUUGAUUGUACUUUCCUAUCAAUGAAUUUUGUAAUAAAAAUCACUUUUGUACAGAAA
Messenger RNA from Osmia bicornis bicornis, 3530 nucleotides. RefSeq names its product NAD kinase-like. Gene Ontology annotation, molecular function: NAD+ kinase activity. Bases 1119 to 2438 code for a protein of 439 amino acids. Gene Ontology annotation, biological process: NAD+ metabolic process; NADP+ biosynthetic process. Lineage: Eukaryota; Metazoa; Arthropoda; Insecta; Hymenoptera; Megachilidae. The transcript has 8 exons. The record is from RefSeq and is a predicted model, not a curated record.